This is a messenger RNA of Artibeus jamaicensis (Jamaican fruit-eating bat), 1257 nucleotides long. It is a transcript of the gene SUCLG1, whose product is annotated as succinate-CoA ligase GDP/ADP-forming subunit alpha. Gene Ontology annotation, cellular component: succinate-CoA ligase complex (ADP-forming); mitochondrion. The record is from RefSeq and is a predicted model, not a curated record. The transcript is spliced from 9 exons. Bases 27 to 1067 code for a protein of 346 amino acids. NCBI's taxonomy places the organism in Eukaryota, Metazoa, Chordata, Mammalia, Chiroptera, Phyllostomidae. Gene Ontology annotation, molecular function: succinate-CoA ligase (ADP-forming) activity; succinate-CoA ligase (GDP-forming) activity. Gene Ontology annotation, biological process: tricarboxylic acid cycle.
CGGGGGCCUGGGAGUGUCAUUGGUGGAUGACCGCAGUCCUUGCCGUCGCCGCUGCUACCGCAGCCAUGGCCUCCGGUAGCAGUGGCCUCACCGCCGCCCGCCUCCUGUCGCGCUCCUUCCUCUUGCAAAAGAAUGGAAUUCGGCAUUGUUCCUAUACAGCUUCCCGGAAACACCUCUAUGUUGAUAAAAAUACAAAGGUUAUUUGCCAGGGUUUCACUGGUAAGCAGGGCACCUUUCACAGCCAGCAGGCUUUGGAAUAUGGCACCAGACUCGUUGGAGGAACCACUCCAGGGAAAGGAGGCCAGAAGCACCUGGGCUUACCAGUCUUUAAUACUGUAAAGGAGGCCAAAGAACAGACAGGAGCAACAGCUUCUGUCAUUUAUGUCCCUCCUCCUUUUGCUGCUGCUGCCAUUAAUGAAGCUGUGGAGGCGGAAGUGCCCUUGGUCGUGUGCAUAACGGAAGGUAUCCCACAGCAGGACAUGGUACGGGUCAAGCACAAACUGCUGCGCCAGGGAAAGACAAGGCUGAUUGGGCCAAACUGCCCUGGAGUCAUCAAUCCUGGAGAGUGUAAAAUUGGUAUCAUGCCUGGCCACAUUCACAAAAAAGGAAGAAUUGGUAUUGUGUCCAGGUCUGGCACCCUUACUUAUGAAGCGGUUCACCAAACAACACAAGUUGGAUUGGGGCAGUCUCUGUGCAUUGGCAUUGGAGGUGAUCCUUUCAAUGGGACAGAUUUUAUUGACUGCCUAGAGGUCUUUCUGAAUGAUCCAGCCACAGAAGGCAUCAUCUUGAUUGGUGAAAUUGGAGGUAAUGCAGAAGAAAAUGCUGCAGAAUUUUUGAAGCAACAUAAUUCAGGUCCCAAGGCCAAGCCUGUGGUGUCCUUCAUUGCUGGUCUGACGGCUCCUCCCGGGAGGAGAAUGGGCCAUGCAGGGGCAAUCAUUGCUGGAGGAAAAGGGGGCGCUAAAGAGAAGAUCGCGGCCCUUCAGAACGCAGGAGUGGUGGUCAGCAUGUCUCCCGCGCAGCUGGGAACCACCAUCUACAAGGAGUUUGAAAAGAAGAAGAUGCUGUGAAAGAAAGUGUGAAGCCCUCCCUAAGCCUGUGGAAUGAACCGCUGUGGAGAGGCGGCCCGGCCGCGGUGCGUGCCUGCUAGCACGGCCGUCGCCUGUGUGCCCAUCCAGGCAGGUUUAGAAAGUUCUGUGCUGGGGUGUUUCCAUCUCACUGGGUGGCAGAGAUGGCCAAUAAAUCUACCAUUUACUUGAA